Messenger RNA from Lactuca saligna, 927 nucleotides. The record is from the annotation of a GenBank genome assembly. NCBI's taxonomy places the organism in Eukaryota, Viridiplantae, Streptophyta, Magnoliopsida, Asterales, Asteraceae.
AUGUGCAUUCAGGAGUCAUGUAAGUGCUUUAAGGCUCACGUCGGAUGUGGGGGUCAUUGCCUUUGUGUAGGAUGUGAAAAUGUUCAUGGCAAGAGAGGGGAUUAUAACUUCGAUCAUAAGAAGAUCGACUCUGAUGAGUUUUCAGUUCCAAGAAUGCCUACAAAAAGAAAAAACCAUGCUCAUAAAGGAUGCAAAUGUCAGAAUACCAAUUGCUUGAAACUUUAUUGUAUUUGCUUUGCUGCUGAACAUCAUUGUAACGAAGCUUGUUCAUGCAAAGAAUGCUUCAAUCAACUUGAUUAUAAAGAAAAAGUUGACAAGGCACGUGAAGAAGCACAAGAGCGAAAUCCACUUGCAUUUUCCACCAAGGAGGGUCGAGAAAAGCACAUAAUAGGUUGCAAGUGUAGGGUUUCAAAGUGCUCACGACUUUUAUGCAAGUGCUAUAGGACUCAAGUGGGAUGCCGAAGUGAAUGUCGAUGUGUAGGAAUAUGUGAAAACAUUCAUGGAAAAAGAGGGGAUAACUUUGAUAUGAUGAUGGGAACAAGUAUAAUGGAGUCUGAAUACAUGAAUCAGUUUAUACCUCAAAAUAUGGACAUUCCAUGCAUACAAUUUCAAUCUUCUAACCAUGACAUGAUGAUAGGAACACCUCAAGAUAUCAAUGGUAAUGAUCCGAGUUCAGUGGGAAGCCUUUCGUACACUGAUAUGGUUUCUUUAAAUCAGUUUGAAGUCAUGAAUCAAUUCACACCUGAAGAUAUCGAUGCUAGAGAUCUGAGUUCAAUGAUGAACACUGGAUCUUCCAACUGUGAGAAGAUGAUAGGAACAAGUACAAGGGACUGGGAUAUGGUUCCUAUGGAUCAACUUGAUCUGUUCAUGAAUCCGUUCACUACACCUCAAGAUUUCAUAUCAAGACAUGAUGAUAGGAGAAAGUAG